GCAUGUCCGAUCUACUAAGCGCAAAUCUGUCUCCAAAAUGGCUACCGCUAGCCUCCUCCGAAGGGUCCUCGUCCUGCUGACGUUGUUUUGUGUCAAUGACGUUCGGAGUGUGAAGUUAAAAUCAGACGAACACACUCCCUGGACCAACGAAUUUGAAACUGUGGAGCUCUCCUGUGUCAUUGAGUCCAUCUCGUCGCCCAGUCCUCGGAUCGAAUGGAAGAAGAUCAAAGAAGGAAACCCAAGCUACGUGUACUUCCAAGGCAGAAUCUCAGGUGACCUGGAGAACCGUGCGCGCCUGAGAGAACCGGCAUCGCUGGUCAUCGAGAACGCCAGUCGCACAGACACAGCACAGUAUCGCUGUGAAGUCACCGCCCCGGACGACCAGCGCAGCUUCGCUGAACUGCUCAUCGAUUUGGUGGUCCGAGUGAAGCCUGUAAUGCCCAAAUGUGCCGUCCCGACCGCUGUUCCGGUCGGGAAGCCAGCAGAAUUCCUCUGCUCCGAGGAGGAGGGUUUUCCCAGGCCAAAGUUCCAGUGGUUCCGGAACUCUGAAGAGAUCCCUAUCGAUCCCAAAACCAGCCCCCGAUUCAUGAACGCGUCAUACACAAUGGACCCUGAGACAGGAGUGCUGAGCUUUGGAGCCGUCAGAAAGGAGGAUGGAGGAGAGUAUUUCUGUCGAGCGAAGAAUGAAGCAGGAUAUUCUGAAUGCAGGGCUCAGAAGAUGGAAGUUUAUGAUUUGAAUGUGGCUGGAAUCGUACUCGGUGUGGUGGUUGUGAUAACAGUGUUGGCCCUGGUAACGGCAGGAAUCUGCUGUGCAUACAGGAGAGGCUACCUCCACAGCCAGCAGAAGGAUGACAAGUUCAAGGCACCAGCUAAAAGUGAUGGUGUUGACUAUGUACGGACAGAGGAGGAGGGCGACUUCCGGCACAAAUCCUCCUUUAUUAUCUGAGAGCGGAGAGACAGACAGAGACUCUUUACUUUGGAGGACGACAAGUCCUUUCAAGGACUAACAAUCAAAACCACAGCUGCCCAUGAUGUCAGAUAGCAACAAUCACUAUGGUGAUGGAGAUGCCAUGUCGCAUAGCAACUUUGGACAAUUUCUUUGCUACAUAUUUUUGAAUCUAAAUGCAGGCACACACACAGGUUAUACACACAUGCACACAUACACACACACACACACACACACACACACACACACACACACACACAGACACACAUAAGCAGUUUCCAGUGUGCCUUUUCCUUUUUGUUGAAAAACCAUCAAUCAGCUCACACACACACACACACACACACACACACACACACACACACACACACACACAUAUACAUGCUUCUACACUCUUAAACAAUCAUAUUGUGGUAAAGCUUGGCACACAAGAACACAUGAGCACGCUUUCCACCCCAGACAUGAAACACACACACACACACACACACACAACAUCAACAACAACAAAAACAACAACAACAACAACAACAACAAUAACAAUAAGUAAGUUUAUCUCCCUCUAUCUCUAUCUCUAUCUCUUUCUCUUUAUUUUUCACACAUACACACACACAGACUGAUUUGAUACUGGAAUCUGGAUACUGGUUACUGGAUAAUUCACACACACACACACACACACACACACACACACACACACACACACAUGCACAUACACUUUAACCUAUGAUAGGAAUAACCUGAAGUGACACACACACAUACAUACACCACACAUACACACCCUCUCUGUCACACAGUCAUACCCCUACACACUCUCUCAUAAUCAUACACAGCAUAUAUAUUUUUAUGAGCUUAAAGAUGUCUCUUGGUGUGUCUAUGUGUAUUCAGAGUUCAUUGCCAAAGGAAAGAAAAUUAUUCAAAAGCAUUUUAUGACUGAUGAGAAUCUGAGAAUCAGUCAGCACCAUCUUCAUAUCACUGGUCCUGACUCAUCUCCUGUCUCCUGUCAGAUAGUUUGUACAGGAAGCACACACACAAAUAGUCUGUGUGAAUACAGACACACACACACACACACACACACACACACACACACACACACACAUACAUAUCAGAUAGUCCUUGUAAGUAUACUCAAAUGUCAGAUGACAUUGAAAUUUGUGCUGUUUCAUCUGUGUGUCUGUGUUUGUGUGUGCGUGUAUGUGUGUGUGUGUGUGUGUGUGUGUGUGUGUGUGUGUGUGUGUGUGUGUGUGUGUGUGUGUGUGUAGACUAUGGCAUAUCUAGUAGCUGGAAUUCCACAUCAACCCAAAGUAUGAGAGGCAGGUUUCCGUGUAUGGGUUAAGCCUAGGGUUGGUGUUAAGGGUUAAGGGUAGGGUUGGUGUUAAGGGUUAAGGGUUAAGGGUAGGGUUGGGCUUAGAGUUAAGGGUUGCGGUUAGGGUUAAUAGUAGGGGUGGGGUUAGAGGUCGUGGUUAGGGUUAGGGAUAAAGUUGGUUAGGGGUCGAGGUUGGGGUCAGGGCUAGUGUUUUUAUUCAAUGGAAAUUUUCAAGGAAGUUUUCUUUUAGUCCAGAGGUGCGUUCAAAUGUGCAAACAUAGGCGAACAUUUUUUACGAACAGGUUUCUGUUUGCCCUUGAGAACGUUUGCGAACACCUCCUCCAGUCUGAGGAGGUAGUUCUCUGCAAACAUGCAGUGGAGCUGGACAAAGUGUUACCGUUACAAUGGAAUGUUUACACUAAAUCGUUCAAAUUCAACUGUUCAGAGAAAACAUGUUUGCCUAUGACCGCUCGCCACUGUUUGCCACAUUUUGAACGCAUCUCAGGUCUAGGCUUAAUCCAUAUAUGGGAGUGUGUCCUGUGGCGUCCCAUCAGCACGUCACUGCCUUGCAGUGCCUUCCGUCAGAGCCGUGACCUCUGUGUGGAUGCAUGACCUCUGUGUUGGCACACAACCUUGGUGUGGACGCAUGACCUUGGGCUGAGCUUCAAGGUAUGAUUUCAGUAGACAUGUCAUUUUCAGACCUCACAGAUGGAUGCCGAAUGCCUUGUGAGGCCAUCCAUGUAUUUAUGUACACAAAGAGAGAAAAAGAAUCAUUCAGCUUUUUGGUUAAUGAAUCUGAAUAGGCGUACACAUUGUUUCUUGAUAGAAAAUAUGAUGUAUUUUUUCUUGUGUGUGUGAUUUUGUUACUAACUGAAAAAACCCUGAUAUUGUUGAGACAUUUUAUUUUUAUGGUCUGAUGUUGAAAGCAAGAAUAUAUUUUAGCGAGUCAUACAGAGGAAUGAGAUGCAUUCUCUUGCAGGGUGUGUUGAUAGCUGUUGUGUUAUACACUUUUUUUGAGAUGAAAAUGUUGGAAAAAUUCAAAUAAAAAUUUUCAAAAAAUG
Messenger RNA from Alosa alosa (allis shad), 3304 nucleotides. It is a transcript of the gene jam3b, whose product is annotated as junctional adhesion molecule 3b. Bases 38 to 946 code for a protein of 302 amino acids. NCBI's taxonomy places the organism in Eukaryota, Metazoa, Chordata, Actinopteri, Clupeiformes, Clupeidae. The transcript has 9 exons. The record is from RefSeq and is a predicted model, not a curated record. Gene Ontology annotation, molecular function: protein homodimerization activity; protein heterodimerization activity. Gene Ontology annotation, biological process: cell adhesion; angiogenesis.